GCCUCCUCGGAGCGGGGCUUCUCUGACUUCGUGCCUUUCCUCCACAGCCGCUGCCUGGCCCGGAGGAGCUCUUCCUCGAUCGUCUCCGAGAGCGCCACAUUCCCUCGAACGGCCCGUCCUCCUCCUCUGGUGGCCAUGGAGACCCCUUCCCCUUUGGCCCCGGUACCCCCUUCCCCAGGCUUCGCCCCAGCUGCCUCAUACCCGGGCUCAGCUCCCAGGACCAUCCAAAUUGAGUUUCCCCAGCAUAGCUCCUCUCUCCUGGAGGCCCUAAACCGCCACCGUUUGGAAGGGAAGUUUUGCGAUGUGUCUCUCCAGGUGCAGGGCCGGGAGCUCCGGGCCCACAAGGCCGUGCUGGCUGCCGCCUCUCCAUAUUUCCAUGACAAACUACUUCUGGGGGAUGCACCAAAGCUCAUUUUGCCUAAUGUCAUCGAAGCAGAUGCCUUUGAGGGGCUGCUCCAGCUUAUCUACUCAGGGCGCUUGCGCCUGCCACUGGACGCUCUUCCUGCUCACCUCCUUGUUGCCAGCGGCCUUCAGAUGUGGCAGGUUGUGGAUCAGUGCUCUGAGAUUCUGCGGAAGCUCGGUGGAGGAACCUCUAACCACACCCUCCUCCUGUCUUCCUUAUCCUCCCCUGGGGUCUGGUGCUCCCGCCCAGCUCCACCCCAGCCUCCCUUACAGCCUCUCAUACAACCCCCUAUACAGCCCCUUGUACAGCUCCCUACUCCUUCCGAGAGCCCUGUGGUAGGAAUGGGGGGCGAGCUGGGAGAGGUGCUGCAGAUUCAGGUGGAAGAAGAAGAGGAAGAAGAGGAGGAAGAAGAGGAAGAAGAACAAAGAAUCUUACCAGUAGUUCCUCAGACACAAACCCAAAGAGUGACAGGAGUAGCCCCUCUUCUUUGUGCCCCCGCUACAUUGCUUCUGUCUACCACCACUCGCAGAUUACCAGAUGGUGAAGGAGCACCAGUUGAAGCUCUCACCCCUCCUGCCUCAUUGCCCCCCAAAAUCAUCUACAUUAAGCAAGAGAAAGUUGAGCCUGAGGAAGAAAUGGUUGUGGGUGGGACCCAGCCUGGGGGAGGAAUGGAAGAGUCCAGAGGAGGAUUUUCUGCUGGGGGCACUGUAACAGGAGGAGGGGAAUUUGUAUUCCUGCUGCCCCCCAGUGUAGGGGGAACUUCCAAUGGAUGUGGCCCAUCCUGGAAACCAGUAGAUCUGCAUGGGAAUGAAAUCUUAUCAGGGGGUGGUGGGCCAGGAGGGGUUGGACAAGCUGUGCAUGGGCCUGUAAAGCUAGGGGGAGCACCUCCCCCUGAUGGUAAAAGAUUUGGCUGCUUGUGUGGAAAGAGGUUUGCAGUGAAGCCAAAACGUGACCGUCACAUCAUGCUGACCUUCAGUCUUAGGCCUUUUGGCUGUGGUGUCUGCAACAAACGCUUCAAACUCAAACAUCAUCUGACUGAGCACAUGAAGACACAUGCUGGAGCCCUGCAUGCCUGUCCCCACUGUAGUCGGCGGUUCCGUGUCCAUGCCUGUUUUCUUCGGCACCGAGAGCUCUGUAAGGGCCAAGGCUGGGCCACUGCUCAUUGGACAUACAAGUGAUGACUAAAGUCAGACACAGACUCAUAAAAUAAUCAGACAACUUAAUGAUGAACUUCCUUGUGGAAGGCUCAGUGACCAUUGAUCCGAGGUGCAAGUGUUAGGAGGGUGGAUUGACUUAACAGUUGGUUACUUAUAUAUUUUAUUCCAGGAGGUGGCCCUCAUC
Messenger RNA from Gracilinanus agilis (Agile Gracile Mouse Opossum), 1744 nucleotides. It is a transcript of the gene ZBTB9, whose product is annotated as zinc finger and BTB domain containing 9. The coding region runs from base 136 to 1581 and encodes 481 amino acids. NCBI's taxonomy places the organism in Eukaryota, Metazoa, Chordata, Mammalia, Didelphimorphia, Didelphidae. Gene Ontology annotation, molecular function: DNA-binding transcription factor activity, RNA polymerase II-specific; RNA polymerase II cis-regulatory region sequence-specific DNA binding; protein binding. The transcript has a single exon. The record is from RefSeq and is a predicted model, not a curated record. Gene Ontology annotation, biological process: regulation of transcription by RNA polymerase II.